Messenger RNA from Spodoptera exigua (beet armyworm), 1728 nucleotides. Lineage: Eukaryota; Metazoa; Arthropoda; Insecta; Lepidoptera; Noctuidae. The record is from the annotation of a GenBank genome assembly.
CUGUCAAACAAAUACCGUAAAAAAUGUCUGAAAGAAUUUGGCUUGCUAUUUAUGGCUUACCGAAAAUUAUAAUUUUAUUGUGUGAAAUAUAAAAAGUGUGUGUAUAAUGUGUAUUUAAACAAUAUGGCUGCUUUUGAAUAUGUUGUGGUGAAACAAGAAAUUGAGGACGUUAAUGAAUAUGAAAAUAACGAGUCUUCAGAGCCUGAAGAAUCCAGGGAACUGCCUCAAUCCGUGGAAAUUAAAUUGGAAAUAGAAGUCCCACCCCCUGAUAUCAGCAUAAAAAAAGAAGUGCAAGAUGAAGAUGAAACUCCCUACGAGCCCCCUGCACCUCUGCCGCCACCCAGCUACCACAUGGCUGCUGCGGGGCCGCCAGACAGAGCCUCACAAAACCCUGCCCCAGAACCGAAUGUGCUGUUUGUCAAAUCUGAACCAGAUUGCGAAGAUGCAUCCUCCCAGGAACCGAUGCUGCAAAUAGUGGAAGACGAACCGCUAUCAGAUGUCCCCGAACCUGAGGAUCCUGUCUACGAAGGUACCUCAGAUCUCUCGGAUUAUCCAAGCUCUGAUGACCUCGCUGAAUUGAAAGCUAGCACCUCACGCGUCGAAUAUAAGAAGUACUACGCAGUGAGUCCAGAAGGUCGCUUCAUGUGCAGAAUAUGCCGCAAAACCUUCGCCAACAGUGGCAACGUCGUUCGCCAUCUUUUAUUACACACGCGAAAAACAAUAAUGUGCCCACAUUGCCCCGGACAGUUCCUAAACAAAAUACGAUUAGACAAACACAUAUUCAAAAAGCACACACACACUGAUCCAAAUCACAAAAACUACGGAUGCGACGUCUGUCCAAAGAAAUUCAAGUCGCGCUCGAAUUUACUCCAACAUAAAAAAACGCAUUUGAAAGACAAGCCAUAUAAGUGUCCCAAAUGUUCUCACACGUUCUCUUUUCGGACGAAUUUGAACAAACAUUUGGCAAACGUUCGAUGCAAACCGCAAAGUAACGAGCCGAUUGUAUGCAAGGUUUGCGACAAAACCUUCGAAAAAGAAUCCAUGUUGAAAUCGCAUUUAAAAAAGCACGACACGGAACGCCCUUUUGCCUGCGAAAUAUGUAACAUGACGUUCAAAUACAAGAAUACUCUGAUCCGCCAUAUGAUGUUGCAUCAAGAUUCUAGACCGUAUUCUUGCCCUGUCUGCGGGAAAGGGUUUACCUGCUCCGGUCUUCUAAAGCCUCAUAUGCGAGUCCAUACUGGCGAAAAACCUUUCACAUGUGAAAUAUGCAAAAAGAAAUUUUCCCAUAAGCAUAACAUGCAACGCCACAUGCAAGGCCACGAGAAAAUAAAGCACACAGUUUGCGAUAUCUGCCACAAAGAGUUUCCUAGAGAAAGCAGGUUGAAAUACCACAUGAGAACUCAUAUUAAUGAGAAGUAUUUCCUCUGUCACGUUUGCCCAAAAAGGUUUUCUCACAAGCAAAAUGUUUUACGGCAUUAUACCCGUAAGCAUCCUGGGCAGACUUAUGACUGUCCGGACACUGACGCCUCGAUCGCUCUUAAGGUGUGGGACAGUAUGAAAAGUAAGUACGGGCCUGAUGAUGAAGCUGAGCUCAUAAUCAGUUGAAGAGGUUCUUUUGAAGUAGGGUGUUUUGAAGUCGUUUAACUAGAAGCAAGUAAAUUUAUAACGUUUCUUCACCUAUAAUAAUACCUUCUGAUUUAUUGCGUUGAAGGAUUGAAGGUUUAUGUU